Molecule: messenger RNA, 323 nt
Organism: Funneliformis geosporum
Lineage: Eukaryota; Fungi; Glomeromycota; Glomeromycetes; Glomerales; Glomeraceae
Source: the annotation of a GenBank genome assembly
UUGAUGAUAUCUUGGUAAAUGCUGCUGAUAACAAGUUUGGCGAAGAAAUUGUGGAAACAUCUUCAAACGGCAAGAAAUAUCGCAAAGCUUUCAGGAACAAUAUGACCGUAAUCGGACAACCAAUUAUCACCGCUUGUUCUAAAUGUGAAUACACAAUCAUUGGUUUUUCGAAAUUGGACGAAGCAAAUAACGAUGAUGGGAGAAAUGCUGAGGAUUGUACAUUAAUCCUUACCGACUCUGUAAAAUCUUUGGCAGUUGCCGGGUUGGACGUGAUAACUAUGGAAUUUUCCUAUUCCGGGGAGAUACCCACUCUUAGUUCAUGA